Molecule: messenger RNA, 907 nt
Organism: Doryrhamphus excisus (bluestripe pipefish)
Lineage: Eukaryota; Metazoa; Chordata; Actinopteri; Syngnathiformes; Syngnathidae
Source: RefSeq, a predicted model, not a curated record
AUGAGACAAGCUCCACGGGACCCGGGCGGUCAGCAACAAGAGGAAGCUCAACCCAACCAGCGACGCAAUAUGUCCACUGAAGCCCACAUACACGCACUCGCUGCGUGGACGCUGGCCGCUCUGAUGCUGUGCGGCACAGGGGCUCCUCUGACAGAGGCCCCCAGUGCCCUUCCAUUGGGUGUGGAGGAGAUGGAGCACUCGGACCCAACCAGCUCAUCCCCAGUUUGGGAUUCUGUUAUUCGCGCAGCAAAACACCACAAGGAAACAUUUGAAGAUGAAUUCCCAAAUAAAGACUGGUAUCCUCAUGUACUGGAGAACUACAGAGUGACAUCGCUUCCGGCAAAAUGCCCUAACGUCAACUUCAGCAAGGAGGCUUGUCUUCACCGCAUGGCCCAAGGUUUGUCCUUCUACACAAGUCUUCUGAAACACGUGGAGAAGGCGUAUCCCAGCAGUGUAAUGCUGUUUGAGGCCAAACGCAACACCGGACUCAUACUCAGUUUCAUUAGACAAAAGAUGAAGAAACCAGACCAGGUCACAAGUCUGAGCAGUAGCGAGGAAGAAACCCUGCUGAGUCUGCUGCGUAACGAUGAUACUUUCCACAGUAAAAUGACGGCGCACAGCAUCCUGCGGGAGCUCUACAUUUUUCUGAUGGAUGGAAAGCGGGCGCUGGCCCGUAAAGAGAGGCGGAGGGGAAGCGCUGCCAUCAAUGGCGGGGUGUCCCUGCUUGUCUAGAUCCUUUGGUCUAAUGCACUCCGGUCAUGAUACCAGCUGUGAAGGGAAGUUGUGCAAAAAAAAAAAAAAUUGAAUUGAAUGAGGUCAAUUUGAGGAAGUUCUUCCCGAGGUUUCGUAAUUCAUUGACUGAAUGAUGAUGACAUGACUUUCUCAAUGACGCACUAAGACACGUCUU